Messenger RNA from Owenia fusiformis, 1056 nucleotides. NCBI's taxonomy places the organism in Eukaryota, Metazoa, Annelida, Polychaeta, Sabellida, Oweniidae. The record is from the annotation of a GenBank genome assembly.
UUUGGAAUGCAUCACAAUAACUAAUCGGUAUGGGUCGACUAGAGUAACAUUACCAAUAUGGCCGCAACCAAGGAUCCACCCGAUCCUAAACUUAAUCCCCCUAAAGCAAAAACACAAUCAAAUAGUUUUACAUACUUGUUAUUUUUCAUUACUGGAAUAAUUGCGUCGAUCCUCGUAUUGAAAUAUGGAGACAUUUCAACAGCGGCUACUGUGAAAGAUCGAAGUGAACUGAAGGAGAUCCUUGGUGAGGAGGGAAGUAUUGUAUUCAAUGCGAUCGAUCAGGACGGUGAUUUUACUUUAACACCUGCAGAGUUUGUCAACAUUGUUGAGAGACUAACGGGAAAGUUACCACCAGGGCCAAGGAUUAGACGAGUAGAUCUAGAGAAUACGGAUGAAGCUGUAGUCGAACUGAGGGCAACAUUCGAGCCAAUGUCGCUGGAAACCCUUAGGAGUGCGUCGGACGAAUACAAACCAAGUUUCUGGACUGACUCAAAGACUCUCUCGGGGAUUCGAAAAUGGGAAACUGUCAGCCAAGAAACAAAACUUUUUACAACGGCAGAAAUGUCAGCAUUUUUGCCCGAUUCUAAAAACCCUCAAGUCGGCAAACCAUGGCGCCUAUACGAGGGGUAUACAAAGAAUAUGUUUGAACCCCUGUCUCAUGAGCGAUAUCUACCUCCAAAGAUAGUGGACGCUAACGAGGCCUUCUUAAAUGAACUUCUACUUAUGUUCCAUCCCCGCCCUUUUACCCAGAUGAGGUUUGACCCAAACGGAGGCGUGGCUGUAGUGAGGGCAGAAUCCGAGAAAUGGCUUGACAUCUGGUUUAGGUUCCAUGCAGAAUUCCAACUAAACGAAGCCCCAGCGUUGCCAUUUUGGUUUACCCCUGCCCAGUUCACUGGAAACAUUGUCAUCUCCAAAGAUGGGAGUAGUGUUAAACACUUUCAUCUUUACGUACCAAGUGAUAGGAAGCUGAAUAUAGGAAAGUAUACAUUUACGCAAUUGCAACGGUCGAUUGGUAGGGGUGGAUCUAAAAAUCAAGAGGCAGGGCUCGAAUUGUGA